Sphenostylis stenocarpa is the source of this 753-nucleotide messenger RNA. The record is from the annotation of a GenBank genome assembly. NCBI's taxonomy places the organism in Eukaryota, Viridiplantae, Streptophyta, Magnoliopsida, Fabales, Fabaceae.
AUGAGAAGAAGGCCUGGCAUUGGAGGGUUGCAGACGCAUGCUGCUGCGAGGGAUCAAUUCCGUUUGCUGGGUGAAAAUGUUGCGAAGAUUAGAACCGAUUUGAUGAAGGAGCAGCUUGCUACCUUUCGCUCUCAGCUCGAAGAUUUCGCUCGUAAACACAAGAAUGACAUACGCAAAAACCCGGCAUUCAGAUCACAGUUUCACGAGAUGUGUGCUAAAGUUGGAGUAGAUCCCUUGGCCUCAAACAAGGGUUUUUGGGCAGAGCUAUUAGGAAUUGGUGAUUUCUAUUACGAACUUGGAGUUCAAAUAGUGGAUAUUUGCUUGGCUACUAGAGCCCACAAUGGAGGACUGAUCAACCUGCAGGAACUCUGCCAUCUCCUUCGCCAGAGACGAAAAAGUGAUCGGGGAGUUGUUUCAGAGGAUGAUUGCCUGCGUGCUAUUAGUAAACUGAAGGUGCUGGGUAGUGGUUUUGAAGUUAUUUCUGUUGGAAAGAAAAAACUUAUUCGUUCAGUUCCAACUGAGUUGAACAAAGACCACAAUGAAAUUCUAGAACUUGCCCAGGCUCAAGGAUUUGUGACUGUUGAUGAAGUAGAGAGACGAUUAUCUUGGACUUCCGGCCGCGCCAUCGAUGCCCUCGAUACAUUACUUGAUGAAGGGCUUGCAAUGAUUGAUGAUGGCCAUAGAGAUGGUAGACGUAGGUACUGGUUUCCUUGUGUGUCUCCCAUCUCAUCUUCAGUCGGAGUUGAUUCCUAG